Messenger RNA from Apis florea (little honeybee), 2825 nucleotides. RefSeq lists its product as uncharacterized. Gene Ontology annotation, biological process: microtubule-based movement. Gene Ontology annotation, molecular function: ATP binding; microtubule binding; microtubule motor activity. Lineage: Eukaryota; Metazoa; Arthropoda; Insecta; Hymenoptera; Apidae. The record is from RefSeq and is a predicted model, not a curated record.
GUAACACACGUGGAUCGUCUUUCUCCAUUCCUAUUAUUCCCGAUAUCGAGGGAUAUACGAGCCAUGACGACGGAGGCCAGCUGAUUAUCGUCGUCCACGCGAUGGCAACAUGGCGAACAUCAAGGUGGCAGUCCGUGUAAGACCGAUUUCCUCCAGAGAGUCGAAUUUAACGGGGCCAGAGGUGGUCGUCCACACAGAAUCGAACGAGAUCUCGCUAACGAACUUGAAAGUAUCUUCGAGCAAGGCCGGAGACAGUCGAGAGAGGGUUCGAAAAUAUGGUUUCGAUUAUUGCUUCGACUCGUCGAAUCCAGUGGCGCAGAAUUUCGCGGACCAGGCAAGCAUUUACCAAACACUUGGCCAGACGGUUCUGGACAACGUUUUCACCGGCUAUAAUUCCUGCCUGGUGGCGUACGGGCAAAGCGCAUCCGGGAAAACUUACACCAUGAUGGGGACCAAGGAGGAUCCCGGGCUCACGCCUCGCCUUUGCGAGGGACUUUUCGCGAGGAUCGAGGAGGAGAGGAAAAACGAGAGAAAUUAUGGGGUUUCUGUCAGUUACUUGGAGAUAUACAACGAGAGGGUGAGAGAUCUUUUGAAGCCGUCCUCGAGCACGGGAGGAUUGAGAGUUCGCGAGCAUCCUCGACUCGGCCCUUAUGUUCAAGGUUUGACCCAUCACGCGGUGCGCACCCUUGCCUCGUUGAUGUCCUGCGUGGAGGAGGGUACGAGGGCCCGGAGGACAGCGUCCACGUUGCAGAACCCGAGCAGCAGCCGCAGCCACGCUCUUCUCACGAUCGUGGUCGGCGAGGGAUCGGCGAGCGGAGGUGCACGGUCCUCGUCGAAGACCUCGCCGCCAUCUCGCGGCGGCAGCAAGCUACGACUGGUCGAUCUGGCGGGAAGCGAGAGCGCGGCUACCUGCGGUGGGGUUCACCGGCUGAAGGAGGGCGCGAAUAUAAACAAGAGUCUAGUGGCUCUGGGGAACGUAAUAUCAGCCCUUGCGGAGAGAGGCACGAGCCCAGGGAGUGGGCCAGGCAGGAGGUUCAUCCCUUAUAGAGAUUCUUCGCUUACUUGGCUGUUGAAGGACGCACUUGGCGGAAAUGCCGCUACCAUUAUGCUCGCCACUAUCUCGCCAGCGAGCGGAAGUUACAACGAGACAGCACGCACGUUGCGAUUCGCGCAGAGGGCGCAGAGCGUGGUCAAUCGGCCGAUGGUCAACGAGGAUCCGGUGGCAAAGAUCGUUCGCGAGCUCAGGGCCGAGGUGGCCAGGCUGAAAUCCUUGCUUCUGGAGAAGAACACGGAUCCGGAUGCGAAGGUGUUGUGCCGUUGCCAGAACACAGAUCGAGCAGAGUUCAUCGGCGAGCAAGUUGGAUCGUGCGAACGAAACGCGGAACGAAAUUCGAAGGAGGAGGAGGAGGAGGAGUUGGCGUUCGAGGGAGAGGAAAGUUCGAGGAAGAAUGGUGGCAGGAAGGUGAAGUUCUUCGCGGACGAGUCGUCGGAGAACACGUGUAGCGAGUCGGAGAGUUACGAGAACGUGGAGGAGGAGGAAGAGGAAGAGGAAGAGGAGGAGGACAGGAACGUUCUCGAGGAAUAUUUGAACGAGGCGGUGACCUUCGUGCGAAAUCUCAACUCCAUCAACGAGCGCGUCAACUCCGAGACGAGCACAAUGGACAGGCGUAAUCGGUGGCGAAGCGGAACCCCAUCCUCUUGGAAUCCUCUUCACGAUCGCUCGAAAUUCGGCCGAGGCGAGGAACCAACGAACCCGACACGGAUCGCCGACUUGUCGAUCGACGCGUCGACCGAGAUCUCGUACGAGAGGUGCGUGAAGGGUAUCCAGAGGCUGGAAGACUGCAUUCGAAGGAUCGACAGGCACAACGAGUUGCUGAAGGAGAAGUACGGCGUCGAUUGCGAAUCUGCUGGCGCUAGACCGGAUCUAGCGUAUCCUAGCACGGAUCCUCAUCGCGCGUCCACCAACGACGACCACCACGACUCGAAAGUUGUGGGGAACGGGACGAGGGAAGUUGGUUCGAGAAGUAGCUCGAGCGUCGCGGAAGGGCGGAAGGACGAUUUGGAGAGGAAGAUCUUCGAUCAGUUGAUGAACGUGGCCAAUUCCGUCCGGCGGAGUUCGAACGGGCUCUUGGAAAUUUCGUCCGAUGGCACGAAAUUUCCCGAUCAAUCUGCGCCUCGAGCGACCAAGGAAUCGUUCCACGGGGAACUCAGGGGAAAUCUCAGCCUCGAGGAGGCUUUGGCCGACGAUCGUAAAGACUUCGCCACCUACGAAAUUACGGGAAACCUGUCCGUGUGCGGGAGGGCGCCCCGUUUCACGGAUCGGAACAGUGACUUGGAUUAUUAUAACAGUUUGGACGAGGACGACUUGUUGCGUCGUUCGAGAACGUUCGAUCGUCCCCCUCGAUCGAGGGAUCGUGCGAUUUUCUUCGACGACGACGAUUACGACGACGACGAUUACGACGACGACGACGCGUUCUCGAGCGCGAGCAAUUACGAUUCCACUUCGAAACGGGAGACGAGGACGAGUGAAAGUUGGGAAAACGCGAGGAGAAGAAAUUGUACUCCCGUGCAAGGGUGGAAAAGGUGUCGCGAAACGGACGAUUAUCCGCGAUGCAGGAUGAGGGAAGGGGGUUGCACGCGCGGUUCGAGAGAUAUCGAGGCCGGUGUCGAGAUUAUGCCGUGUGAAUGCAAAUUGAGAUAUCCGGCAAGUCCGAGGGCGAGAUUUCUCGAGCUUUUGCGGGAGAGGCGGCGGAUCGUGGAAUGCAGCCGUGGCGCGUGUGCCUCUUGAACCGCCACACACACCCUCCUCCCCUUCUUCUCUUCAU